Molecule: messenger RNA, 8101 nt
Organism: Salvelinus fontinalis (brook trout)
Lineage: Eukaryota; Metazoa; Chordata; Actinopteri; Salmoniformes; Salmonidae
Product: XK-related protein 6-like
Exons: 5
Coding region: 719-2488 (589 amino acids)
Biological process (GO): phosphatidylserine exposure on apoptotic cell surface; apoptotic process involved in development; engulfment of apoptotic cell
Cellular component (GO): plasma membrane
Source: RefSeq, a predicted model, not a curated record
CAGCGCAGAGGGCUCAAGCAGCGGGGAGGAGCGGACGGCUCAUAGGCUGCUGUGGUGUGUGUGUGUGUGUGUGUGUGUGUGUGUGUGUGUGUGUGUGUGUGUGUGUGUGUGUGUGUGUGUGUGUGUGUGUGUGUGUGUGUGUGUGUGUGUGUGUGUGUGUGUGUGUUGAUCAGUGGAAUAAAGCGCACGGACAGACAGGCAGAGUGACAGGCGGGGGAAGGCUGAAUUGUUACCACAGCUCCACAUGGAUGAGGAUUAAUUCAUUGGAUUUUCACACAAUUACAUCUCAACACACACACACACCCACACACACACACAGAUCUGUUAGCUGGAAGAUGCUGCAUUAGUUCAUAACAAGCCACUGUCUCCCUAGAUGACCGUGGUGAGUCAGCCAUGCAGGAGAUGCAGAGGGCGAGAGAGAGAGGGGGAUGAAGAGAGGCUAGAGGAGAAGAGGAACAGGAACGGAUUCCACCGCUGCCGCUGGUGGCGAGGAGCACCUGGUAUGAGAGGGGAUAGAGCGUUUCCUAGAGAGGAGGAAGGGGAGGAGGGAUGGAGAGGAGGCCGUCGUGUAGUGACAGGCUCUGAUAGCUCCUCGCUCCCCGGGAGAGUCAGAGACAGAAACACAGCGGCUGAGGAGGGACAGGAGGUAUUUGGAAAGUGACGUGGGAUCAGAGGAGGAGGGUGUGUUUUGGUUCGGGACGAAAGGAACAGGAGUAACAUGGCCGCUCAGUCUGAUGGAGGGGGAUGGGGAGGAACGGGGGAGGGUGUGGGGGAGGGGGUGUUUGAUGGAGACACAGAGGGAGACUGUCAGCCUCUGGAAUCUGCAGCCAUUCACAUCUGUCUCUGUUGCCACUCUGCUGUCUGCUAUUGGGGCUGUCGCUCCAACUGCCUGGGAAACCUGCUGGGGGAGAACACUACUGGAGGGAUUGGAGGGACCGGAGUUGGCAGGGGUAGCGGUUUAAGGGAGACUCGCUGCCCGCCAGAGGAGGGCCUGUGGCUGGACUGUCUCUGGCUGAUCCUGGCUCUCCUCGUCUUCUUUUGGGACGUGGGAACAGACCUACUUCUCGCUGCGGACUACUACACCAGACAGGACUAUCUGUGGUUUAGUCUGACACUUUUUCUUGUGCUGGUGCCGUCGAUUGUGGUUCAGAUCCUGAGCUUCCGCUGGUUCACCCAGGACUACAGCGGAGAGUGUCUGACAACCUGGCUGGGGACAGUGGACUGCAGCAAGGGAGGAGAGAGAGAAAAGCUAACCAGGCGAGAGCCAGCCGACCAAAGAUGGAUUUAUCCCGGGACAGACCGGGUAAGAGUGGCCUCAGUGUGGCUGUGGCAGAUCACCAUACACAUUCUACAGCUGGGACAGGUCUGGAGGUAUAUCCGUACGUUGUACCUGGGUAUCCAGUCCCACCGUAUGAAGGAGCUUAAGGAGGCCCAGAGGAGGUUCUACUGGGCCAUGAUGUUUGAGUAUGCAGACGUCAACAUGCUGCGGCUACUGGAGACCUUCCUGGAGUCAGCUCCUCAACUAGUACUACAGCUCUGUAUUAUGAUACAGCAGAACCGGGCUGAGACUCUACAGUGUAUAUCUAGUCUAGGCUCUCUUCUGUCUCUAUCCUGGGUGUUGGCUUCGUACCACAAGCUCCUGCGUGACUCCAGGGACGACCAGCGCAGUCUGAGUUACCGCGGUGCCCUUCUCCACCUUCUCUGGCGCCUCUUCACCAUCUCCUCCCGCGUUCUCUCUCUCGCCCUCUUCGCCUCCCUCUUCCACCUGUACUUUGGCAUCUUUGUGGUGCUCCACUGGUGUGGCAUGGCACUGUGGGUGGUGCAUGGAGGAACAGACUUCUGUAUGUCUCGCUGGGAGGAGGUGCUGUUUAACUUGGUGGUGGGCAUCGUCUACAUCUUCUGUUGGUUCAACGUCAAGGAGGGACACACCAGGGGACGCAUGGUUGCUUACUACUCUGUGGUACUGGCUGAGAAUACACUUCUCACCGGACUGUGGUAUGUGUAUCGUGACCAUGCAGAAACAGACAUCUACGCGGUGCCAGCAUUGUGUGGUGUCUACCUGUCCUUUGCGGGUGGAGUACUGGUGAUGCUUCUAUACUACGGCCUUCUCCACCCCUCACACACACACCCCACCCCGGCCUCAACCUGCUGUGACGAGCUGCUGUGGGGUAACCCCCUGCCCCCCUCCGCCCCGCCAACCCCAGCCCACCUGGCCAACUCUUCCCACAGUGAUGACGUCAUCACAGACAGCUGUCUGCCGGUGUUCCAGGUGCGAUCAGAGCCCCCCACCUCACGCCAUUUCGAGGGUCCUCUGAUAAAGAUUGACAUGCCCAGGAAACGUUACCCGGCCUGGGACGCUCACUACGUGGACAGACGGCUGCGAAGAACCAUCAACCUACUGCAGUACCUGACACCUGCAGCCGCAGGCAUUCGAUACAGGGACAGAUCUCUGCUCUAUGAACUACUGCAGUACGAGUCUUCUCUCUGACACAAAUAUACAUACACAUACAGUUGAAGUCGGAAGUUUACAUAUACUUAUUUUAGAGUCAUUAAAACUCAUUUUUCAACCACUCCACAAACUUCUUGUUAAACUAUAGUUUUGGCAAGUCGGUUAGGACAUCUACUUUGUGCAUGACACAAGUAAUUUUUCAAACAAUUGUUUACAGACAGAUUAUUUCACUUAUUUCACUGUAUCACAAUUCCAGUGGGUCAGAAGUUUACAUACACAAAGUUGACUGUGCCUUUAAACACCUUGGAAAAUUCCAGAAAAUUAUGUUAUGGCUUCAUAAGAUUCUGAUAAGAGGCUAAUUGACAUCAUUUGAAUCAAUUGGAGGUGUACCUGUGGAUGUAUUUCAAGGCCUACCUUCAAAAAUGCCUCUUUGCUUGACAUCAUGGGAAAUCAAAAGAAAUCAGCCAAUACAUUGUUUUCUGGUUCGUCCUUGGGAGCAAUUUCCAAACGCCUGAAGGUACCACGUUCAUCUGUACAAACAAUAGUACGCAAGUAUAAACACCAUGGGACCACGCCGCCGUCAUACCGCUCAGGAAGGAGACACGUUCUGUCUCCUAGAGAUGAACGUACUUUGGUGCGAAAAGUGCAAAUCAAUCCCAGAACAACAGCAAAGGAACUUCUGAAGAUUCUGGAGGAAACAGGUACAAAAGUAUCUAUAUCCACAGUAAAACGAGUCCUAUAUCGACAUAACCUGAAAGGCCACUCAGCAAGGAAGAAGCCACUGCUCUAAAACCGCCAUAAAAAAGCCAGACUAUGGUUUGCACAUGGAGACAAAUAUCGUACUUUUUGGAGAAAUUUCCUCUGGUCUGAUGAAACAAAAAUAAAACUGUUUGGCCAUAAUGACCAUCGUUAUGUUUGGAGGAAAAAGGGGGAGGCUUGCAAGCCGAAGAACACCAUCCAAACCGUGAAGCACGGGGGUGGCAGCAUCAUGUUUGGGGGUGCUUUGAUGCAGGAGGGACUGGUGUACUUCACAAAAUAGAUGGCAUCAUGAGGGAGGAAAUUAUGUGGAUAUAUUGAAGCAACAUCUCAAGACAACAGUCAGGAAGUUAAAGCUUGGUCGCAAAUGGGUCUUCCAAAUGGACAAUGACCCCAAGCAUAAUUCCAAAGUUGUGGCAAAAUGGCUUAAGGACAACAAAGUCAAGGUAUUGGAGUGACUCAGUUACACCAGCUCUGUCAGGAGGAAGGUGCCAAAAUUCACCCAACUUAUGGUGGGAAGCUUGUGGAAGGCUACCCGAAACUUUUGACCCAAGUUAAACAAUUUAAAGGCAAUCCCACUGGGAAUGUGAUGAAAGAAAUAAAAGCUGAAAUAAAUCAUUCUCUCUACUAUUAUUCUGACAUUUCACAUUCUUAAAAUAAAGUAGUGAUCCUAACUGACCUAAAACAGGGAAUUUUUACUAGAAUUAAAUGUUAGGAAUUGUGAAAACUGAGUUUAAAUGUAUUUGGCUAAGGUGUAUGUAAACUUCCGACUUCAACUGUAUGUACAGUGGGGAGAACCAGUAUUUGAUACACUGCCGAUUUUGCAUGUUUUCCUACUUACAAAGCAUGUAGAGGUCUGUAAUCCAGAAAAUCACAUUGUAUGAUUUUUAAGUAAUUAAUUUGCAUUUUAUUGCAUGACUGAUACAUCAGAAAAUCAGAUAUUUGGUACAGAAACCUUUGUUUGCAAUUACAGAGAUCAUACGUUUCCUGUAGUUCUUGACCAGGUUUGCACACACUGCAGCAGGGAUUUUGGCCCACUCCUCCAUACAGACCUUCUCCAGAUCCUUCAGGUUUCGGGGCUGUCGCUGGGCAAUACGGACUUUCAGCUCCCUCCAAAGAUUUUCUAUUGGGUUCAGGUCUGGAGACUGGCUAGGCCACUCCAGGACCUUGAGAUGCUUCUUACGGAGCCACUCCUUAGUUGCCCUGGCUGUGUGUUUCGGGUCGUUGUCAUGCUGGAAGACCCAGCCACGACCCAUCUUCAAUGCUCUUACUGAGGGAAGGAGGUUGUUGGCCAAGAUCUCGCGAUACAUGGCCCCAUCCAUCCUCCCCUCAAUACGGUGCAGUCGUCCUGUCCCCUUUGCAGAAAAGCAUCCCCAAAGAAUGAUGUUUCCACCUCCAUGCUUCACGGUUGGGAUGGUGUUCUUGGGGUUGUACUCAUCCUUCUUCUUCCUCCAAACACGGCGAGUGGAGUUUAGACCAAAAAGCUCUAUUUUUGUCUCAUCAGACCACAUGACCUUCUCCCAUUCCUCCUCUGGAUCAUCCAGAUGGUCAUUGGCAAACUUCAGAUGGGCCUGGACAUGCGCUGGCUUGAGCAGGGGGACCUUGCAUGCGCUGCAGGAUUUUAAUCCAUGACGGCGUAGUGUGUUACUAAUGGAUUUCUUAGAGACUGUGGUCCCAGCUCUCUUCAGGUCAUUGACCAGGUCCUGCCGUGUAGUUCUGGGCUGAUCCCUCACCUUCCUCAUGAUCAUUGAUGCCCCACGAGGUGAGAUCUUGCAUGGAGCCCCAGACCGAAGGUGAUUGACCGUCAUCUUCAACUUCUUCCAUUUUCUAAUAAUUGCGCCAACAGUUGUUGCCUUCUCACCAAGCUGCUUGCCUAUUGUCCUAUAGCCCAUCCCAGCCUUGUGCAGGUCUACAAUUUUAUCCCUGAUGUCCUUACACAGCUCUCUGGUCUUGGCCAUUGUGGAGAGGAUGGAGUCUGUUUGAUUGAGUGUGUGGAUAGGUGUCUUUUAUACAGGUAACAAGUUCAAACAAAUGCAGUUAAUGCAGGUAAUGAGUGGAGAACAGGAGGGCUUCUUAAAGAAAAACUAACAGGUCUGUGAGAGCCGGAAUUCUUACUGGUUGGUAGGUGAUCAAAUACUUAUGUCAUGCAAUAAAAUGGAAAUUAAUUACUUAAAAAUCAUACAAUGUGAUUUUCUCGAUUUUUGUUUUAGAUUCCGUCUCUCACAGUUGAAGUGUACCUAUGAUAAAAAGUACAGACCUCUAAAUGCUUUGUAAGUAGGAAAACCCACAAAAUCGGCAGUGUAUCAAAUACUUGUUCUCCCCACUGUAUAUAUAUACUGUAUAUAUAUAUAUAAAUAUAUAUAUAUAUAUAUAUGCAAAAAAAUGGUCCAUUAAAACACAUGUAGCCGAUUUGAAAUGGCUAGCUAGUCAGUGGUGCGUACUUGUAGCGUUCGGUGACAUCACCUGCUCUGAGACCUAAACUGAACAGAAAUAUAAACGCAACGUUACAGUACAGUACAUAUAAGGGAAUCAGUCAACUGAAAUAAAUUAAUUUAGGCCCUAAUCUAUAGAUUUUACAUGACUGGGACUAAAGAUCUGCAUCUGUUGUUCACAGAUACCUUUUAAAAAAAGCUAGAGGCAUGGAUCAGAAAACCAGCCAGUGUUUAGUGUGCCUACCAUUUGCCUCACGCAGCGCGACACAUCUCCUUCGCAUAGAGUUAACCGGGCUGUUGAUUGUGGCCUGUGGAAUGUUGUCCCACUCCUCUUCAAUGGCUGUGCGAUGUUGCUGGAUAUUGGCGGGAAAUGGAACACGCAGUCGUAGACGUCGAUCCAGAGCAUCCCAAACAUGCUUAAUGGGUGACAUUUUCAGCUUCCAGGAAUUGUGUACAGAUCCUUGCGACAUGGGGCUGUGCAUUAUCAUCGUGAAAUAUGAGGUGAUGGCGGCGGAUUAAUGGCACGACAAUGGGCCUCAGGAUUUCUUUACGAUAUCUCUGAGCAUUCAAAUUACCAUCGAUAAAAUGCAAUUGUGUUCGUUGUCCAUAGCUUAUGCCUGCCCAUACCAUAACCACACCACCACCAUGGGGCACUCUGUUCAUUGACGUCAGCAAACCACUCACCCUCAUGGCGCCAUACUGUCUGCCAUCUGCCCGGUACAGUUGAAAUCAGGAUUCACGCGUGAAGAGCACACUUCUCCAGCAUGCCAGUGGCCAUUGAAGGUGAGCAUUUGCCCACUGAAGACGGUUACGAUGCCAAACUGCAGUCAGGUCAAGACCCUGGUGAGGACAACGAGCACGCAGAUGAGUUUCCCUGAGACGGAUUCUGACAGUCUGUGCAGAAAUUCUUCGGUUGUGAAAACCCACAGUUUCAUCAGCUGUCCGGGUGGCUGGUCUCAGACAAUUCCGUAGGUGAAGAAGCCCGAUGUGGAGGUCCUAGGCUGGCGUGGUUACACAUGGUCUGUGUUGUGUGACAAAACUGCACAUUUUAGAGUGGCCUUUUAUUGUUCCCAGCACAAGGUACACCUGUGUAAUGAUCAUGCUAUUUAAUCCGCUUCUUGAUAUGCCACACCUGCCAGGUGGAUGGAUUAUCUAAUACAACGUGCCAUUAGCUAACACAACGUGCCAUUGGAACACAGGAGGGAUGGUUGCUGAUAAUGGGCCUCUGUACGCCUAUGUAGAUAUUCCAUUCAAAAAUCUGCAGUUUCCAGCAACAAAAGUAAUUUACAACAUUAACAAUGUAUUUCUGAUCAAUUUGAUGUUAUUUUAAUGGACAAAAAAUUGCUUCUCUUUCAAAAACAAGGACAUUUCUAAGUGACCCCAAAAUUUUGAACGGUAGUGAAUAUAUAAACAGCUGCUUGAAAGCGGUCUGCUAGCUGUGUGUUUAUAUUCUCUUCAGUUUGGCUAACUGUUUGGCUAACACUGAGUGUACAAAACAUUCCUAAAAUUGAGUUGCCUCCCCUUUUGCCCUCAGAACAGCCUCAAUUUGUCAGGACUUGGACUCUACAAGGUGUGGACAGUGUUCCACAGGGAUGCCCUCCCAUGUUGACUCCGAUGCUUACCACAGUUGGUGUCAAGUUGGCUGGAUGUCCUUUGGGUGGUGGACCAUCCUUGAUACACACGGGAAACUGUUGGUUGUGAAAAACACAGCAGCGUUGCAGUUCUUGACACACUCAAACUGGUGCGCCUGGCACCUACUACCAUACCCCGUUUAAAGGCACUUAAAUAUUUUGUCUUGCCCAUUCACCCUCUGAAUGGUACACAUACACACUCCAUGUCUCAAUUGACUCAAGGUUUAAAAAGUCCUUCUUCAACCUGUCUCCUCCUCUUCAUCUACACUGAUUUAAGUGGAUUUAACCAGUGACAUCAUUAAGGGAUCAUAGCUUUCACCUGGUCAGUAUAUGUUUUGGAAAGAUGUUCUGUACUCAGUGUAUAUUUCAAUGUACAGAGAUUUGUGUGUACUAUGUGUGUUGUGACUGAGCUGUGAGUCCAGUAGUCUGUUAUGUUUGCUUGUUUGUCUGUUCAGAAGGGCACAACAUUACAGAACUUUAAGAUAGAAAUGUAUUGUGUAGAACAGAUAUGAUUGUCUGUCAUGUAGUUAAGGGAUAUGUCGUGCUCUUUCUGAUAACCUCAUCUCUGAGGUUGUCAUGGUAACAGAGACCUUUACCUAAAUACACCUGACAAUCCCUCCACCAAUCAACACUAAGCCUUCCACUGAUCAACUUCCUAUGGUGCAAAUACAGAAUAUACAGUAUGUUAAUAUAUAUGUGAAAUUCAUUUGUUAACUUAAUUUUGGUGCAAAUGUAUAUGAAUAUGUAUUAACUUAUUUGUGGACAAAUAUAUAUGAAUUUCAUAUGGUGCAAAUAUAUAUUAACUUAAUUUAUUAAAGCAAUAAUACACUUGA